Myzus persicae (green peach aphid) is the source of this 2238-nucleotide messenger RNA. Its product is annotated as UDP-glucuronosyltransferase 2A3-like. The record is from RefSeq and is a predicted model, not a curated record. Gene Ontology annotation, molecular function: UDP-glycosyltransferase activity. The transcript is spliced from 4 exons. The coding region runs from base 589 to 2136 and encodes 515 amino acids. NCBI's taxonomy places the organism in Eukaryota, Metazoa, Arthropoda, Insecta, Hemiptera, Aphididae.
CUUUUUUUUUUAAUUUCCACUAAUAACUUACGAGGAACCUUGUAUAAAGAAACUACUGUUGAAGAAAUCAGAGCAUUUUUACUGUCCAAAACCUUGAUGAUAGACAAAAAAAAAAAUAAAGAAAUAAAAAAACCUACAUCAUUGUACAAUGAUUAUUUUACGUAAAAUCAAUACAUUCAUUUCUCAGCUCAGAAACUAAAAUAAAAAAACGUAUUGUACAUUGUUGAAUAACAGAAUAAUAGUAUGUAUAUCAGAACAAUUCACAAUUCAAACUUAAAUAAUUCAGCCUGAUGAAUUCAAAAAAUAAAAAGUAGAGGGGUGGAGGGGAUUUUCGGAAUUUGAUUUACCAAAACACACACCAAAACUUGACACUAAAUUCAGUAUAGUAGUUACUACACCUAACAAUAAUUAUUAGUUGCAGCACGUUGAAUCCAUUUUUAAGCCCAUUUUCACUUUCAUCAACAUCGAACAAAAUUUAAUUGACUCAUCAUCAUAUUAAGACUAAUAGAAAAUUGCAAUUUUUUUAGUUUAUGAGGACUCUAAUAUUAGUAGUACAGUCCGGCCACUCUAGAUCCUGCACUGCAAGCCAUGACUUCGAGAUUCGUGGUCCUUUACAUAGCGUUUUUCGCGUGGCCAGCGGUGCUUCUGCAGUGGACGCCUGCCGGUGCCGCGAACAUUCUGGCGGUGCAGACGAUUCCGGGUAAGUCCCACUGGAACGUGAUGCAGGGAGUGCUGCGGGCGUUGACUGACCGUGGCCACACAGUGACUGUCUUCACGCCGUUCAUAGAUGGGGACCGCGAUGGUUACACGGAGGUGGAUGUUUCGGCUGGUCUGGAGGUGAGGGUCGGCAUAAACAUGUCGCUCAUUACGAGUAUCCAAUCCACGCGAAAGGUGAUCUCAUACAUCGUGAACUCGACUAAGACCAACUGUGGAGUCAUUUUCGAUCACCCUCAAAUGCAAGAGAUCUUAAUUGGCCGUUCUCGGUUAUUCGACGUGGUGUUCGUCGAUGCGAUAUGGUCAGAUUGCGUGUCGUACGUGGCCACCGUUCUCCGCGUACCAACCAUAUACGUUGUCCCGUCGCCGAUCGUCACUUACACGGAACGUUCAUUCUUUGGCCACUUCCCCAAUCCGGCGGCUGUCUCCAACGUGCUGGCCAAUUACGCUGUUCCCAAGACGUUAGCCAACCGUUUCACUAACGUGCUGCAAACGGUUUACGGUUCAUGGUUGUUGUGGAGCAACGAGUGGUGGCUCCGGAAAUCCGAACCGCGAUUGUUCGACGCUGUGGACCUGGUCAGACCGUCGUUGACUUUCACCAACACGCACUUCAUCACAGAACCUCCAAGGCCACUGACACCGGGAAUCGUGCAAAUUGGUGGGAUCCAUCUGACUCCACCAGGACCGAUACCAAAGGAAAUUUUGGAGUUCAUUGAGGACGCACCUCAUGGGGUGAUUUACUUCACGUUCGGAUCGGUGAUUUCAAUGGAGUCGCUACCGGAAAAUGUUCAGAGCGCUUUACGAGAGGUGUUCGCACAGGUUCCGCAAAAGGUGCUUUGGAAAUAUGAAGGUGAAAUGGUUGACAAACCGAAAAACGUGAUGACUCGGAAAUGGUUUCCGCAACGUGAUAUACUAGUGCAUCCCAAUGUAAAACUGUUCAUAAGUCAUGGAGGCAUAUCCGGGGUGUACGAAGCUGUGGACGCGGGUGUGCCUGUACUCGGAUUUCCGUUUUUCUACGACCAACCGAGAAAUAUUGGCAAUCUAGUUGAAGCUGGAAUGGCGAUCUCUAUGGACUUGUUAUCUGUUACCGAAGAGACUUUUUUAAACGCCGUUUUACAGAUUGUCAACGACGAGAAAUACCGGAAAAACGCUAAAAUUGCUUCCAAACGAUUCAAAGACCGACCCAUGUCACCGGCGGACUCAGUGGUUUACUGGACUGAGUACAUAAUACGUCAUAACGGAGAUCCACAUUUAAAAUCUCACGCCCUGAGUCUUUCGUGGUAUCAAUAUUUUUUGAUUGAUAUUAUUUGCACAUUAUUAUUUAUUGUGCUUAUCGUUUUAUUUGUAAUUUAUUAUUGCCUACAAAUUAUGUAUAAACAAAUAUUUAAAUAUUUUCAUUAUACAAAAGCAAAACGUGAAUAAAAUAAAAUAAUUUUUAUGGUAAUAGUAUAUACUUAUUUUAUUGAACUCUUUCCUAAGAUGUAUUGUGCUGUGAUUCAUUACAUAGUUAAUUAAUAAUUCGAU